Dioscorea cayenensis subsp. rotundata (Guinea yam) is the source of this 1890-nucleotide messenger RNA. RefSeq names its product F-box/kelch-repeat protein At1g67480. Gene Ontology annotation, molecular function: protein binding. The record is from RefSeq and is a predicted model, not a curated record. The transcript is spliced from 4 exons. Bases 558 to 1715 code for a protein of 385 amino acids. Lineage: Eukaryota; Viridiplantae; Streptophyta; Magnoliopsida; Dioscoreales; Dioscoreaceae.
CCUUUUUCCUUUGCAACCCCACCCACUCCUUCUUCCUAUAUAAACCACGCCCCGGUGUGUAUCGCUUCCUCUCUCUCGCAUCUGUCAUUUGCUGAAAUAAUUCUUCACAGAUAAUUAAAAUCAAAAUAUGGAGGUUAGUGGGGGCUAAAUUUGUGGAGUUCUAUGGGCUUGCCUGGUAAAAGUGAAAUGUGUGGGGGACAGAACACUCAUACUUAUUUCAUUGCAAAAUAUGGGCUCAAUAUCAGCCUGUCAAUCAGGAGAAAUUCUUGUAAGAGGAGCAACCAUGGAAUGGCAGUGGAGCAAGAACAAAUGAAAUCCAAAACCACUUCAGCAUUCACAUCCUACUUUGUCCAUUUCUUGGCACCUUUCAGACCCUGGUCCCUUAAAAUUCCUUUAGGUGAUGGUUACCAUGAAUCCUUGGUCUUAGAUCUCUCCUCUUUAUAAGUCACCUCAAAAUUUCUGGUUAUUGUCUCAAGAGUGUCACAAGGGCAAAAUUUGCGGGGCAGCGAGGCAAUUGUGUGUAUGUUGUGAUUUUUUUUUAACAGCCUGGUGUCGCAAUGCCUUGCCUUGUAAGUGCUAAGAAAUGGCUUCCUGAGUCAGAGAUGUGUUUCUCAGGUGCAAUCCCAAAUAGUUCAGUGAGCUGUGCAAGAAUUUUAACCAGGUUAACCCCGCAAGCGUCAUUAGAAUCUUAUUGUCCUAUUUUACCUGGGUUACCCGACGAUGUUGCAAAGUUUUGCCUUGCUCUAGUUCCCAGGAGUUAUUUUCCUGUCAUGGGGACUGUAUGCAAGAGAUGGAUGUCGUUUAUCCAAAGCAGUGAGUUUGUAGCUGUAAGAAAACAGGCCGGAAAGCUCGAGGAAUGGCUCUAUAUCUUGACUGCUGAUGCUAAUGGAAAGGGAAGCCACUGGGAAGUCCUCGCCAAUUUUGGUAAAAAGCGCCACCUAGUUCCUCCAAUGCCGGGUCCUGUAAAAACUGGAUUCGGUGUGGUGGUUCUAGAUGGAAAGCUUUUGGUUCUAGCUGGUUAUGCGGUCGAUAAUGGUACUGACUGUGUAUCUUCUGAUGUUUAUCAAUAUGAUUCUCGGCUUAACAGAUGGAGUAUGCUAUCCAAGAUGAAUGUUGCUCGGUAUGACUUUGCUUGCGCUGAGGUGAAUGGUGUGAUCUAUGUCGUUGGUGGCUAUGGUUCCAGUGGCAAUAGCUUAUCAAGUGUUGAAGUCUAUGACCCGGACAAGAAUGAGUGGACCUUGAUUGAGAGCCUCCGUCGCCCAAGAUGGGGUUGCUUCGCCUGUGGCUUUGCAGGCAAGCUCUACGUCAUGGGCGGACGAUCAAGCUUCACCAUCGGCAACACAAAGUUUGUUGAUGUCUACAACCCUGAGAUGCAUUCCUGGUGCCAGAUCAAGAAUGGUUGUGUGAUGGUCACUGCUCACGCUGUUCUGAGGAAAAAGCUUUUCUGUAUGGAGUGGAAGAAUCAGCGGAAGUUAGCAGUGUUCAACCCGGAGAAUAACUUAUGGCAGAAUGUACCAGUCCCGCUCACUGGGAGCUCUGCGAUCGGGUUUCAGUUCGGAAUACUUGACGGUAAGCUCUUGCUGUUCUCCCUCCAGGAGGACCCAGGAUAUCAGACAUUGCUCUACGACCCUGAAGCCCCGGCCGGCUCCGAGUGGCAGACUUCGUCUUUGAAACCUUCUGGUUUGUGUCUAUGCAGUGUGACAAUUGAGGCAUGAGUCACAUUGCUGCUGAGUCUGUUGUGUUCUUGGUUUGUUUUGGUGGUGAUUAUGUCUGCACUUAGAAUCUUAACAAGACUUGUUAAAGUAUCACACGAGCUGUGAUUGUUGUCAUUAUGCUUCUCUGUUGGAAUACUUUUUUUCUUUAUGCUAAUUGAAUUCCUUUAAUUGGACA